Mangifera indica (mango) is the source of this 717-nucleotide messenger RNA. RefSeq names its product ethylene-responsive transcription factor ERF020-like. The transcript has a single exon. The coding region runs from base 68 to 559 and encodes 163 amino acids. Gene Ontology annotation, molecular function: DNA-binding transcription factor activity; DNA binding. Gene Ontology annotation, biological process: regulation of DNA-templated transcription. Lineage: Eukaryota; Viridiplantae; Streptophyta; Magnoliopsida; Sapindales; Anacardiaceae. The record is from RefSeq and is a predicted model, not a curated record.
UCGUCUUUCUAAUCUAUACAAGACACAGCAUUCUAUAUCUCAUAAUUAAAGCGUUUAUAAGAGCUUGAUGAUGGGUAGCAGCUCAGAGGAGAGGGGCUCAAGUAUUGCAGAGAAGAAAUACAAGGGAGUUCGCAGAAGAAAAUGGGGCAAAUGGGUGUCUGAGAUAAGGGUUCCAGGCUCACAAGAGCGGCUCUGGUUAGGCUCCUACGCUACGCAGGAGGCGGCCGCAGUCGCCUACGAUGUCGCUUUCUAUUGUUUACGUCGACCACUGUCUUUGACCGGCCUUAACUUCCCUGAGCUGCUGCCUCCCAGCUGUGUGAACGCGAAUAUUAUGUCGCCAAAGUCCGUGCAAAAAGCUGCGUCGGACGCUGGAAUGGGAAUAGAUGCACAAAUGAUAGCGAGUAAAUGGACAAAAGAUGAAAGAGAGGUUAAUGAAAACGGCGUAACUGAGAGCUCAGAGACGCCGUUUUGGGGGAAUGACAAUCAGAGUUAUGAUUAUGUGAACUGGAAAGAGGAGCUUAGCAUCUCUGUUGAAGAUUAUGGUUACCUCAAUUACUAGUUCUAGCUCUUCAGGUUUUAUUUUAGUUAAAUAAAGAAAACUGUAGAACAUGCAGUAAAGCCUUGGUGGCUUUUGUAUCUUUGCUGCAUAUUGUAAAUAUUAGAAGGAUGGUUGAUGAUACUGAUUAAUGGAUAUUCUGGAUUUAAAUUCAGUAUUAA